Messenger RNA from Insectozyma verbasci, 1083 nucleotides. Lineage: Eukaryota; Fungi; Ascomycota; Pichiomycetes; Serinales; Debaryomycetaceae. The record is from the annotation of a GenBank genome assembly.
AUGAUAACUGCUCAUGCAGUAGUAUAUCAAUCUCAUGGUGAUCCAAAAGAUGUAUUAUUCACUCAGAAAUAUCAAAUUGAUGACGAAAAUUUAAAAGAAAAUCAAGUAUUGGUUAAAACUUUAGCUUCUCCUAUUAAUCCAUCAGAUAUAAAUCAAAUUCAAGGUGUUUAUCCAAGUAAACCAGAUUUUACAGAUAAAUUCGAUAGCUCAAAGAAACUAGCACCUACUGGUAAUGAAGGUUUAUUUCAAGUUUUAAAAAUUGGAUCUAAUGUUGAAAAUUUUAAAGUUGGUGAUUGGGUAAUUCCAAAACUGGUAAAUUCGGGUACCUGGCAAACUCAUCAAUUGGGUACAGCUAAUGAUUUUAUUAAAUUACCAAAUCCAAAACAAAGUGAAGAAAAAGGUAAAACAGGAUUAAGUUUAAAUCAAGGUGCUACAAUUUCUGUUAAUCCACCAACUGCUUAUUUAAUGUUGACCCAUUAUGUUAAAUUUAACAAAAAUGAUUAUUUUAUUCAAAAUGGAGGUAAUUCAGCCGUUGGUAAAUAUGCAUCGCAAUUUGGUAAAUUAUUAGGCAUUAAUUCAAUUUCAGUAAUUAGAGAUAGACCAAAUUUACAAGAAACAAUUGAUAAAUUGGAAAACCUAGGAGCCACUCACGUUAUAACUGAAGAUCAAAAUGAAAGUAAAGAAUUUGGAUCAACAAUUAAAAACUGGAAAGGUACUGGUAAAAUUAAAUUAGCUUUAAAUUGUGUUGGUGGGAAAUCUUCAACUGGUAUUGCAAGAAAAUUAGACCCAAAUGGUUUAAUGUUGACAUACGGAGGUAUGUCUAUGAAACCAGUUACAAUUCCAACUUCAUUACAUAUUUUUAAAAAUUUUACAAGUACUGGAUUUUGGGUAACGGAAUUAUUGAAAAAUAAUCCUGAAUUAAAAAUUAAAACUCUAAAUCAAAUUGUUGAAUAUUAUGAAAAUGAACAAUUAAAAGAUUCACCAUCCAAUGAAGUUAAGUUUGAUGAAAGUCAAGAUUUAGCAAGUUUAUAUAUUAAAGGUAUUGAAGAUUCAAAAAAUGGUAAACAAUUGAUUGUAUACUAG